GCCGUUAUUUCCUCAGGAGCCAAUAGAGAAGAGGAACGGCCGAGAGCUUCCUGAGUUCCGGGGUCGGCUAAAGAUGGCGGCUACCACUGGGAGCUGGUGCUUGUGCGAGUUAUUGCGGUUUUUUUAUUCAUUGUUCCUCCCGGGACUAAUUGUAUGUGGAGCUUUAUGUGUAUGUUUAGUACUUGUCCUGUGUGGAAUCAGACUGAUGCUACAAAGAAAGAAAAUGUCAUUAUCAACCAGCAAAAAUGGGAGAAAGCAGCUGGUGAUUGCAUUUUUUCAUCCAUAUUGCAAUGCUGGUGGUGGAGGAGAAAGAGUUUUAUGGUGUGCUUUGAGAGCCCUUCAGAAAAAGUAUCCUGAGGCAGUAUACAUUAUUUAUACUGGUGAUGUUAAUGUCACUGGUCAACAGAUACUAGAAGGUGCUUUCAGAAGAUUUAACAUCAGAUUAAUUCAUCCAGUGAAAUUUGUGUUCUUAAAGAAACGCUACCUUGUGGAAGAUUCACGCUACCCUCACUUCACACUCUUGGGCCAAAGUCUUGGCUCCAUUGUCCUUGGCUGGGAGGCGUUGAUGCAGUAUGUUCCUGAUGUUUACAUUGAUUCCAUGGGCUACGCGUUCACAUUCCCUCUGUUUAAGUAUGUAGGAGGUUGCCGAAUUGGAAGUUAUGUUCAUUACCCCACUAUCAGCACUGACAUGCUGUCUGUGGUGAAGAAUCAAAGUGUUGGCUUUAAUAAUGCAGCCUUCAUUACCAGGAAUCCUUUUCUCAGCAAAGUAAAACUCAUCUACUACUAUUUGUUUGCCUUUCUUUAUGGGCUUGUUGGUUCUUGCAGUGAUGUGGUCAUGGUGAAUUCUUCUUGGACCCUAAACCAUAUUCUUGCACUUUGGAAGGUUGGGCAUUGCACUAACAUUGUUUAUCCACCUUGUGAUGUGCAGACAUUUCUGGACAUUCCCUUAAAUGAGAAACAGAAAACCCCAGGACAUUUACUGGUUUCCAUUGGCCAGUUCAGGCCUGAAAAGGAUCACUCUUUGCAGAUCAGAGCCUUUGCUAAAUUGCUGUGUAAGAAGACAGCUGAGUCACCCUCUCUACUCAAACUCAUCCUCAUUGGAGGUUGUCGUAACAAAGAAGAUGAACUCAGAGUAAACCAACUGAGAAGGCUGUCCGAGGAUUUAGGGGUUCAAGAACAUGUGGAAUUUAAAAUAAACAUUCCAUUUGAGGAAUUAAAGAAUUAUUUGUCUGAAGCAACAAUUGGUCUGCACACCAUGUGGAAUGAGCAUUUUGGGAUUGGAGUUGUGGAGUGUAUGGCAGCUGGCACAAUUAUCCUUGCACACAACUCAGGGGGUCCAAAGCUGGACAUCGUUAUUCCUCAUGAAGGAGAUAUAACUGGAUUUCUGGCUGAGACCGAAGAUGGCUAUGCUGAGACUAUGGCUCAUAUUCUCUCCCUGUCUGCAGAAAAGAGACUCCAGAUCAGAAAAAAUGCUCGUGCAUCUGUAAGCAGAUUUUCGGACCAAGAGUUUGAAGUGACAUUCCUGUCAUCUGUGGAGAAAUUAUUUAAAUAAUCCUAGAUCUGUAUAUAUUAAAGGUAUUUUAUAUUAAAUAGUUGGGUUUGUAGGUGUAGCUCACAGUUAAAGCACAUACUCCAUAUGGGUGAGGGCCUGGGUUCAAUCCCCAGCACCAAAACUUAAAAUGGUUAAUUACCCCUUCAUAUGUAAAUACUUUUCUAUACUUAUUUCUGUUAUAAUCAAGUCAGUCUGAACAGUGUUCUCAGCAGUAUGUGUUUAGAAAAAGUAUUUUAUUGAGAAAAGGCCAAAUUACCUAAAUGGAAAACGCACUCUUACAUAUCCUAAUAUAACAAUUUAGAUUAAUAUGUGGUCUUCGGUUUUACAAAAUGCAGAACUGAAAGAAAAACAUUAACAACUGAAUUUGGUAUAAUCCAUAUUUUUAUGUUCUGUUUUUGAAAUCACUCAACAGGAAAAAUUCUCUUUAUUUGA
Messenger RNA from Dipodomys ordii (Ord's kangaroo rat), 1984 nucleotides. It is a transcript of the gene Alg11, whose product is annotated as ALG11, alpha-1,2-mannosyltransferase. The record is from RefSeq and is a predicted model, not a curated record. Bases 74 to 1552 code for a protein of 492 amino acids. Gene Ontology annotation, molecular function: GDP-Man:Man(3)GlcNAc(2)-PP-Dol alpha-1,2-mannosyltransferase activity. Lineage: Eukaryota; Metazoa; Chordata; Mammalia; Rodentia; Heteromyidae. Gene Ontology annotation, cellular component: endoplasmic reticulum membrane. Gene Ontology annotation, biological process: protein N-linked glycosylation. The transcript has 4 exons.